GCCAGAACCAGAGCCGACUUAGGCGCUGUCUCAGCCGCCUUGUCGGGAUUUAGACGCCAAGCGUGCAACAACGAACGCAACGCAGCUGUGUUUGUGUUUGCCUACUUUAUUUGUUUUGUCAUUUUAUGUUGUUCGAACAUAAUAGUGUUGGAUUAAGUCGGGUUCGGAAAAGAGCAAAGCAUAUAUUUCGAUUAGUAAAUCGAAAAUAUAAUAAUAAUAUAUUAUAAAUCUGUUCGAAAUUCUAUUUGAGUUCAGCUAAGCAAAUUAUGAUUUUGUUUCAGCGUCCGUUGGGAAUUUUAGCAUGCUUCUUCACUUACAUCUUCCUGCCACUCGACCGUCACUGGGUCGAGAGUGUGACCACAGUGAGUAAGACGUCGCCGGAAGUGGAAGUGGCAUCGAAAGCGGAAGCGAAAGUAUUGCAGAUGCCAAAAAUGAGAAAUAUGCCAACGAUGCCGACGAUAACGAGUGAAUUCAAGGCGAGUCGCAUCUACGAAUCCUUUCGCGCUGUACCCAACACUUCGAUGUCAACUUCGACUUCUGCAUCACCUACUGACGAGGAGAGGAGCCGUCGCCUCAUGCGACGCUAUGCGAACGAGACAAGCGCCUUCGGAGCAGUCGGCGCAAGCCGCCUGAUGCGACCGCGCACUGCAUCGGCCGAUAUGCUGAGCAGGAACAUCUCGAGCAUACUCGAGAAUCUGCUGAAGCGCUACGAGCAGUCGCAGCUGCCCACUCACGGCCAGGGGCUGCCGACGGUUGUCCGUACGAACAUUCUGAUCCGUAGCAUGGGGCCGGUGUCGGAGCUGGAUAUGGAUUAUUCGAUGGACUGCUAUUUUCGGCAGUACUGGCGCGACAAGCGACUCAGCUUCCAGGGACCUAUCAAGAGUCUCUCGCUAAGCAUCAAGAUGCUGGACAAGAUUUGGCGACCCGACACCUACUUCUACAAUGGCAAGCACUCGCACAUACACACGAUAACGGUGCCGAACAAGUUGCUGCGCCUCGAUCAGGAUGGGGGCAUUCUCUACUCCAUGCGUUUGACCAUCAAGGCCACCUGUCCCAUGGAGCUGAAGAACUUUCCGAUGGACCGCCAGUCGUGUCCACUUAUCAUUGGCAGCUGUACGUACUCGAGUGGCAUGUGGCAUUGGACAUGUGGCAAUUGGAAAGUGAGUUUAAUGUCCCUUACUCUGUUCUUCUUUGUAGAUGGCUAUACGAACCAGCAGCUGGUUUACGAGUGGCAGAAUCACGACGAUGCCGUGUCCUUUGUGCCCGGAAUGACACUCAACCAGUUCGACCUAAUCAGCAUGAUGCAUCGCAAUUUCACGUCAAAUCGCCGCGAAGGCGAUUUCUCCGUGUUGCACGUCGCCUUCAAUUUGAAACGCCACACAGGCUACUUUCUCAUCCAGGUUUAUGUGCCUUGCAUUCUGAUUGUGGUACUGUCGUGGGUCUCAUUCUGGAUACAUCGCGAGGCAACCAGCGACCGUGUCGGACUUUGUGUGACAGCUGUGCUCACUCUCUCGACCAUCAGCCUGGACUCACGCACCGAUUUGCCGAAGGUGAAGUAUGCCACAGCUCUGGAUUGGUUUCUGCUGAUGAGCUUUCUCUAUUGCAUUGCCACGCUGCUCGAGUUCGCAGGCGUGCAUUACUUCACCAAGCUAGGCAGCGGCGAGAUUCCGCGAAUCGAUGACGAGUGGGAAGACAUUGGUGCCUGGGGCUUUGGCGCUCCAAGGGAUGAGCCUGCCGAUGCCGAAGAGGCGACGAGCGACGACAGCGAGCCCCCCAACUCCGACAGCGAUGUCUUUGUCUUUGCCGACCACGAUGCUUCCACGAUGAUGCACUGCGACUGCGACUGCGAGUUGCCACUGCCCGCCGAGCUCAAUGCUCCCGCUAUCGCUGUCGCUGGCAACCGCAACACCUUCAGCUGUCCCAUCUACAAUGUAAGUGAACUCGCACAUUCACAUCUACAACUUCAGUUCCUCGAAUUCCAAUUGCAGAACCAGCCACAGAGUGGGGCCAACAUCUUUCCCAAGCUGUCGUCGCACGCCUCGACCAUGGAGCGCACCACACAAACCGAGCCGCCGGUGGUCUCGCGCAUGCAUCAGAUGUGGCUCUGCCUGAAGGGAGACGACAAGUUCCGUCGGCAGCGAGAGCGGGACGCGGCAGCCGAGAAGAGCAAUCAGGGUCGCAGUGGCAGAAGUUAUGUGAACAGCAUCUCGCUGAUCGAUCGUGUGGCGCGCGUCGCCUUCCCCAUGACCUUUGCCCUCUUCAAUCUGCUCUACUGGCUGGCGUAUGGCAUGUACAAGAAGGAGUUCUCCUGGUCCAUGAUCAAGGCCUGAGUUGCCCCUCGACACAGUUAUGCUCUAUUUAAUCGUCGUAGUCGUUAGCCAACAUGUUACUUGCACCACAUUCAAGUUAGUUUUAAUUAAAUGCGAUAAAUCGCUCUUGAAACUUAACUGUUUAUAUUUCUUAAUCGAACAUCACUAUCUUCAAUCCUUUACAAACUUCAAUGUAAGAAAAAAUAGCUAUUUUCCCCGCCUCGACUGACGGAAUUAGAC
Drosophila sulfurigaster albostrigata is the source of this 2549-nucleotide messenger RNA. RefSeq names its product gamma-aminobutyric acid receptor alpha-like. Gene Ontology annotation, molecular function: neurotransmitter receptor activity; GABA-A receptor activity; extracellular ligand-gated monoatomic ion channel activity. The transcript is spliced from 4 exons. Bases 267 to 2330 code for a protein of 687 amino acids. The record is from RefSeq and is a predicted model, not a curated record. Lineage: Eukaryota; Metazoa; Arthropoda; Insecta; Diptera; Drosophilidae. Gene Ontology annotation, cellular component: membrane; synapse; neuron projection. Gene Ontology annotation, biological process: chemical synaptic transmission; signal transduction; nervous system process.